GGGCAAAGCGGGCGGGAGCCAGAGGAGUGGCUGUCUGGACUCCAGGGUAGUCGAAAGCCAGGUGAACAGGUAGUUGGCCAGGGCAGGCUUGUGGCACCGACCACAGCCUGGUCAGUCGAGUGGGAAUCCUUCCUCAAACUCUCCCCCAGCCAGCCUGACCCAGCAUGGAUGCCGUGGACGCCACUGUGGAGAAGCUCCGGGCCCAGUGCCUGUCCCGAGGGGCCUUGGGCAUCCAGGGCCUGGCCAGGUUUUUCCGCCGCCUGGACCGGGACAGGAGCCGAUCCCUGGACUCCAGGGAACUCCAGCGGGGCCUGGCUGAGCUGGGACUGGUGCUGGACACGGCUGAAGCGGAGGGCGUGUGCAGGCGCUGGGACCGUGAUGGCAGCGGGACGCUGGACCUGGAGGAGUUCCUGAGGGCACUGCGGCCCCCCAUGUCCCAGGCCCGGGAGGCAGUCAUUGCAGCUGCAUUUGCCAAGCUGGACCGCAGCGGGGAUGGUGUGGUGACCGUGGAUGACCUCCGGGGGGUGUACAGUGGCCGCGCCCACCCCAAGGUACAAAGUGGGGAGUGGACCGAGGAGGAGGUGCUCCGCCGCUUCCUGGACAACUUCGACUCCUCCGAGAAGGACGGGCAGGUCACACUGGCUGAAUUCCAGGACUACUACAGCGGUGUGAGCGCCUCCAUGGACACAGAUGAGGAGUUUGUGGCCAUGAUGACCAGCGCCUGGCAGCUGUGAGCCAUCAUGCACGUUUGCUCAGCCAGCCCCACUGUAGCGUAGGACCCCCACCCUGGCCCUUUCUCACCUAGGCAGCCCCCAAGGCGGAGGCCACAGGACCAGCUGGGCCAGGUCUCAGAGGACCUGGCUUGGCCACUAGAUGCAAGUAGGACAAAGGUUCCGAGAAUGGGUCACUGGCUCAGGACCCCAGGGAGUAAGGCCCUCCCAGUCCGUGCUGUGCAGACCUCAGGCCUCACAAAGCUCUGCAGUUGCCCCUCCUCACUAGGCUUCCUCUUGGUUCUGCUCAGUGAAUCUUUGGCCCUGCUAGCACCCCCACCUACCCCUCCCACCACUUGAGAUUGCACCCCCACCCUAAAGCCAGGGGCCGGGAAGCAAACAGCUCUUCUGUGAAGCAAAGCUCAGCAUGGAGGCGGCUAGUCUUGGAAGGCAGCCAAGCUCGGUCACCUGCCUGGUGGACCUGGAGUGUGGGGCAGGGGCCAGGG
Molecule: messenger RNA, 1216 nt
Organism: Nyctereutes procyonoides (raccoon dog)
Lineage: Eukaryota; Metazoa; Chordata; Mammalia; Carnivora; Canidae
Gene: CAPS
Product: calcyphosine
Exons: 4
Coding region: 165-734 (189 amino acids)
Cellular component (GO): vesicle
Molecular function (GO): calcium ion binding
Source: RefSeq, a predicted model, not a curated record